This is a messenger RNA of Phytophthora sojae, 516 nucleotides long. RefSeq lists its product as hypothetical. The record is from RefSeq and is a predicted model, not a curated record. Lineage: Eukaryota; Oomycota; Peronosporomycetes; Peronosporales; Peronosporaceae. The coding region runs from base 1 to 516 and encodes 171 amino acids. The transcript is spliced from 3 exons.
AUGGACAGCCACUCGUACGUGCACAAGCUGAUGCAAGACGAGCUGAUGGCGAAUAGUGUUCAUUUCUCGGAUAACGACGACGGCAGCAGUGAUGAUGAUAGUGGCGACAUCUCGACUCCAGAGCUCCACAGCGGCACACCUCGUGGAAUCGACAAAGCUUCGCCCAAAAGGCGAACAUCAGUUGUGAAGAAGAACGCGUUCCUUGAGUCGCUUAAAACGCAGUCCAACUGGCGAUCCUGGUAUGGAAAUGUGGAUAUGCGCAAUCUCUUAGACCCUCCGCUGGCGCAUGUCCCGGUAAAGCUGCAAACGCACAACGUAACUCCGCUUGAGCUUCCGGAGGCAACGGAAAUUCGCGCAGCUGACAAGAGAGCAAGCGAUUUGGAGAUGCUGGAACAUGACAUCAGACGAGAGAAGCAGCGAGGUUCGGCAUUCAGCGAGCAACUUUUGAUGAUGCUUCAAGGCAAAACAGUAUCGGGGAAGCCACUCGAGGAGGAGUACAAGCAGAUCUUACAGUAA